CGCACGCACAAAUCCAAAUUUACGCACCAAGCAAGAAUUACACACGUUCAAGUCAGAGAGAGGCUGUUUUCUCUCCAUAAAUAUUGAGGGUCUGAAGAGCCACGUGUGGCUCGGAGCCUCAGGUAACUUACUGAACAAAAGGAAAAACAUGUUUUUAUUGUUUAGUUGGAACAGCAUCGUUUGUGAAUUAGUAUUUCAUCUCUAAACUGGAUCCUUCCAGCAGCAGCUCCGCUCUGACGCUCCUCCCUCCCUCGCGGGCUGCUCACGCGCCCGUCUGCAUCCUCUGCAGCACGCGGACACGCACACGCUACUGAUCAUCUGGCUGUCCAGGACUGACAAACUUCACCUGGAGUUAGAAGAAAAACAGAACAGCAGCAGGACUUUAUUUUUUAAAGGAUUUAAAUAACUUAUUUCUUUGUGGAUAAUUUGCUGAAGGUUUGAUGAGGACUUUGCUGUCGCCUCCUGUCCGAUGAUGGCGCGGGCAGUUACUGUCUCACUUCUGAUAACGCUGGAGAUCAUUUAUGUUUCUGCCAUCGACCCGCGGUUCAUGUCCGACCCACCAACUCUUAACAUCAACGGCACUCAUCGGAUGAACAAAUCAGACAACCUAGAGCUGAUUUGCAGAGGUCGGCAGUACGUGAGGUGGUCGACCCCACCAACAAGCACUCGCUUCUCCAUCAGCGACUGCAGCGGAUCAGGAUUUUUCUGCUCAGCGCUGACCAUCACCAAUGCUACCGUCAAUGAAACGGGAGAGUACCAGUGCUCGUACCCAGACCUGAAGGCUGAGGAUGGCAAGAAAGCGGUCUACGUCUUUGUCCACGAUCACAGGGUGCCGUUUGUUCCAUCCGUGAAGGAUUACGAGGUGGUGUUCAUCCGGGAGGGGGAGCGGGUGGUCAUACCGUGCCGAGGCUCACUAGAGAACCUUAAUGUUACUCUCAACAUCAAGUAUCCGAUCAAAGAGCUCCAUCCUGAUGGGAAGGACUUGGUUUGGGAGGCCAAGACGGGCUUCACCGUGCCCACUCAUCUGAUCAGCUAUGCUGGUGUGGUGUCCUGCCAGACCCAGAUCGGGAAUGAGACCUUCAAGUCUCCUCUGUACAUUGUGGCGGUUGUGGGAUACAAGAUCCAUGACCUCACCCUGACCCCCGGGCAGCAGAGGCUGGCGGUGGGGGAGCGGCUCCAGCUCAUCUGCACUGCCAACACCGAGCUGAACGUGGGCAUCGAAUUCAACUGGACCCACUCGGGUGGGGCCCUGAACUCCAGGACGCUCCACACGGUUCCCCACAAGAAGAAGCUGUGGAAUUCUCUGGAGCUUUCCAAUACUCUCAUUGUGGAGAACGUGACAGCAGAACACUCUGGCGAGUUCUUCUGCACCGCCUCCAGCGGGCAGAUGGAUGCAAGUGCCUCAGCGUAUGUCAAAGUAUAUGAAAAGCCUUUCAUUGAAAUGAAGGAGCCCUGGCCGAAGCUUUGGGAGGUAACGGUGGGAGCUCAAGCUAGUUAUCCUGUCAGAUACUCUGCAUACCCUGAGCCCAGCUUUAAAUGGUUAAAAGACGGCCAAGUACUUAAGGAAAGCUACAGAAUCAAGCAGAAGAGCGACGCUCUGGUCUUCCGCGGUGGAGUCAUGGAGGCAGACGAAGGAAACUACACAAUGAUCCUGAGCAACAAGGUCACAAAAGAGGAGCAGAGAUCCUCCUUCCAGCUGCUGGUCAAUUUGCCUCCUCGUAUUAUUGAGAAAGAAGUUCCUGUGGACAUGUACUCGUAUGGUGGGAGCCCUGAUCUGACAUGCACCGCUCGUGGGUUUCCCAUUCCUGAGAGCAUUCAGUGGCAGUGGAUGCCUAAGGAGGACUGCAGGGAAGCCUUCGUGCCUGGAGUGAUAAAGCCAGAGGUGGUGGAUAAGUGCAAAAACUGGAGAGAUAUCAGCAACAGCAGUGGGUACAACCAUAUAGAGAGAACUACAACUGAUAUCGAUCCUCAUGCAAAGAAAAUUGUAAGCACUUUAAGGAUUCGGAACGCAGACACCCACUCCCUCUACAGAUGCACGGCUUCUAAUAAAGUUGGGAAGGACCAUCGGAUCAUUAUUUUCCGUGUUACAAGCAACCUUGAAGUGAGCAUGUCUCCAUCUGAUAAGCCCUUGGAGGAGGACAACGUGGCUCUGAGGUGCAAGGCGGACAAACUCGUCUACACCAACCUCACCUGGUUCCUCGCCACCAACGUGUCCAAAUCCGAGCAGGAUGCUCCGAUUCAGCCCUGUCACUCCAUGACCCUCCAGCCCAUCACCCAGUCACAAGCUGCACUACCCUCUCAGCAGGGCACCAACAUCACCCUGGAGCUGAUGCUGCCCAAUGCAUCAUUUCAGGAUGAGGGCCUCUAUGCCUGUCAGGUGGUGAACAUAAAGACUGGGGUGAAGACCUGUCUUCUGCGGCGUCUGACUCUCCGAGAUCUCAUGGCUGCAAGAAUUCGCAAUAAUUUUACAGACCAGAAGGUAAACGUGAGUGCGACCAUCACCCUCCACUGCGAUGCCUUUGGGACCCCAAACCCAACAGUGGUGUGGACCAAAAACAACAACACGGUGGUGGAGGGCUCAGGUGUGAUUUUGAACCAGAACAACCUGACGAUUCAGCGUGUGAAACAGCAGGACAGCGGCCUGUACACCUGCACCGCCUGCAACGUCCGCGGCUGCUACACCUCACAGGCCGUCCUGACUGUUGAAGGUGCUGAGGAGAAGACUAACGUGGAGCUGAUUGUUCCCAUUGGCUCGGUGGUCAUAGCCAUGUUUUUCUGGCUGCUGAUCGUCUUUGUUAUCCGCGGCAGAAAGAGGCCAAACGUGGAUUUGAAGACCGGCUAUCUGUCCAUGAUCCUGGACUCAGAGGACAUGCCCAUGGACGAGCAGUGCGAAAGGCUCACCUAUGAUGCCAGCAAGUGGGAGUUCCCUCGGGACAGACUUAAACUGGGGGAACCACUGGGCCGAGGUGCGUUUGGACAGGUGGUGGAGGCCGCAGCCUUUGGUAUUGAGAAAGUUACCACCUGCACCACGGUUGCAGUUAAGAUGCUGAAAGAGGGAGCCACCACCAGUGAGUACCGCGCCUUGAUGUCGGAGCUGAAAAUCCUCAUCCACAUUGGACACCACCUCAAUGUUGUCAACCUGCUGGGAGCCUGCACCAAACCCGGGGGACCACUGAUGGUUAUUGUGGAAUACUGUAAAUAUGGAAACCUGUCCAGCUACCUGAAGUCAAAGCGAGGAGAGUACAGCCCCUACAAGAGGAAGCGGGUGGAGAGUGUGAGGUGGGCGUCUGCAGAGGAGGAUGUGACUGAAGGGGAUCUGGGUUUGGGAAAGGUCGCUCAGCUGGACAUCUGCACAGGAACCGCUGAAGACAAGCUUCCAGGCAACAACGUGAACACUGAUGAAGAGAGCUCCGUAGAUGACCAUCUGACCAUGGAAGACCUGAUAAGCUACAGCUUCCAGGUUGCCAAAGGAAUGGAGUUUCUUUCUUCACGAAAGUGCAUCCACAGGGAUCUGGCAGCCAGAAACAUCCUGCUCUCAGAGAACAACGUGGUCAAAAUCUGCGACUUUGGUCUCGCGAGAGACGUUUAUAAAGACCCUGACUACGUCCGCAAAGGAGACGCUCGUCUCCCUCUGAAGUGGAUGGCUCCUGAGACCAUUUUCGACCGGGUGUACACGACACAGAGCGAUGUUUGGUCCUUUGGGGUCCUUCUCUGGGAGAUCUUCUCCUUGGGUGCGUCUCCAUAUCCGGGCGUUUGCAUCGACGAGUCGUUCUGCAGGAGGCUUAAGGAAGGCACCAGGAUGAGGCCUCCAGAAUAUGCGACCUCUGAGAUAUAUCAGACCAUGUUGGACUGUUGGCUGGAUCGUCCCACAGAUAGACCCACGUUUGCAGAACUGGUGGAACAUCUGGGAAAUCUGCUUCAGGCCAACGCUCAACAGGAUGGAAAGGACUACAUUCCUCUGACAGCAGAUGAAGUAAAGCGAUCCUCAGCACCUGUAGAUCCCUACAUCAGGCCUCAAAGUCAGGAAAUGCUGUCCUGCCACUACGACCACCCGUCAUCACUCGGACUGUCCCAGCAGAGCGAGCGGUGCGGUCAGCCGGUCGGUGUCAAGACGUUUGAGGACCUCCCCUUGGUGCACAGCAGUGCAACGGAGGGACACUCAGACUGCAGGACGGGCUUCUCACCAGAGGAAGGAAAGAGUUUAAACCAUCAUCCGCCGGCCACGCCUAACUUCAGCCAACUGCUGCGCUGCAAGAGCAAGGAGUCUCUGGGUUCAGAGUCGUCCAAUCAGACGAGCGGCUAUCAGUCGGGCUACCACUCCGACGACACAGACACGCCCAUCUACGCCAACGAGGAGAUAAUCAUGAAGCACAACAAGCUGAAAAGGCCUCCUCUGCCUGAGACGCCCCACAAGUUCAGCACAGAGAUCCGCUACAGCACGCCGCCUGUCUGACCCGCGCCGUCAGCGCUUGUUUACGUUCCUCUGCGGGGAGGACGGCGUUACGGCCAGAGGGGUGCAGCAAGGUGACCGGCAGAAAAAAAAGUUGUAUAAUGAAGCGUGUGUCGCUUUGAAGGAGUGAAAUAUCAGGAGCCCAAACAGGACGCCACGCCCACUUCCUGAGGCCUGAUAUAUCUGUUUUCUCUCCUGACCUGGGAUCUUUACAUAAAUGAGUCAACAAAUGGCUUCUGUCUUGGUUUAUUCGUGUUGGCACAUCAGUCCGUUUGUACAGUUCUCAUUACCUACAUUAUUUUAUUAAAAAUAUUUUACUAGACCUGCAUUUAAUGUAACAAGUUUUCAAAAAUAAAAAAAAUCCAGAUUUA
Molecule: messenger RNA, 4821 nt
Organism: Oryzias melastigma (Indian medaka)
Lineage: Eukaryota; Metazoa; Chordata; Actinopteri; Beloniformes; Adrianichthyidae
Gene: kdr
Product: kinase insert domain receptor (a type III receptor tyrosine kinase)
Exons: 30
Coding region: 470-4453 (1327 amino acids)
Biological process (GO): angiogenesis; positive regulation of angiogenesis; cell migration
Cellular component (GO): signaling receptor complex; membrane
Molecular function (GO): vascular endothelial growth factor receptor activity; growth factor binding; ATP binding
Source: RefSeq, a predicted model, not a curated record